Drosophila persimilis is the source of this 1847-nucleotide messenger RNA. It is a transcript of the gene calypso, whose product is annotated as ubiquitin carboxyl-terminal hydrolase calypso. The coding region runs from base 55 to 1482 and encodes 475 amino acids. Gene Ontology annotation, cellular component: cytoplasm. Gene Ontology annotation, biological process: protein deubiquitination; ubiquitin-dependent protein catabolic process. The transcript is spliced from 2 exons. The record is from RefSeq and is a predicted model, not a curated record. Gene Ontology annotation, molecular function: cysteine-type deubiquitinase activity. NCBI's taxonomy places the organism in Eukaryota, Metazoa, Arthropoda, Insecta, Diptera, Drosophilidae.
CGUAAACGCCAUCAAUAGCAUUUUAGCAAAAGUAUUUUGGGGCGGCUUCUUACAAUGAACGUCGCAGCAGGCGGUCCUGGUACGGCCAGUGCGAGUACGACUGCAGCAAAUAGCAUUUUCAACAAUUCUUUGCUGGCAUCGGCGACGGGAGCUACCACCAUGCCGAUGGCCCAACUGGCGGACGGUUGGCUGGAACUGGAGUCCGAUCCUGGCCUCUUUACCCUGCUACUAGAGGACUUUGGAUGUCACGAUGUUCAGGUGGAGGAGGUGUAUGACCUCCAGAAGCCGAUUGAAAGCCCUUACGGUUUCAUUUUUCUCUUUCGCUGGAUCGAAGAGCGGCGUGCACGCCGGAAAAUAGUGGAAACUACCGCUGAGAUCUUUGUUAAGGACGAAGAAGCCAUAUCCAGCAUUUUCUUUGCCCAGCAGGUUGUGCCCAAUAGUUGUGCCACCCAUGCUCUGCUUUCCGUCCUGUUGAACUGCAACGAGAAUAAUUUGCAGCUGGGCGACACGCUGAGUCGCCUAAAGGUCCACACCAAAGGCAUGAGCCCGGAGAACAAGGGAUUAGCUAUAGGCAACACCCCGGAGUUGGCGUGCGCACACAAUUCGCAUGCCAUACCGCAGGCCCGACGUCGCCUAGAGCGAACUGGCGCUGGUGUCGCCAGCUGUCGUUUCACUGGCGAAGCCUUUCACUUUGUCAGCUUUGUGCCUAUUAGUGGUCAACUGUUUGAACUAGACGGCUUGAAGCCGUAUCCCAUGAACCAUGGCGGAUGGGAAGACCAUGAAGACUGGACGGAUAAGUUUCGUCGUGUGAUGGCGGAAAGAUUGGGUAUCGCUACGGGCGAACAGGACAUACGCUUCAAUCUGAUGGCCGUUGUGCCCGACAGACGGAUUGCAAUAACUCAUAAAUUGAAAAUGCUACGCACCAAUCAGGCGAUCGUCUCAGGGACACUGCAGAAACUACUGAAAGCUGACGAGCAAGGCGAAUCGGGAAACGGUGAUCAGCAGCGCCCGGACACACCCACCACACUUCUAGAACCAAGCGCCUUCACUGCAAAGGAUCUUCAAUUAUUGCUCAAGAACCUUGACACAGAAAUUGCCAUCAAUGAGCAGAAUUUGGCGGACGAGAACGAUCGCCGACACAUGUUUAAAGUGGAUGCCAGUCGUCGGACUCAUAAUUACGACAAAUUUAUAUGCACCUUCCUCUCCAUGCUGGCCCAUCAGGGCGUUCUUGGCGAGCUGGUCAGCCAGCAUCUGUUGCCCUCGAAGAAGGUUAGUGGCCAAAGUGCUGCCAAUCGAAUAAGCAAACAAAACAGUGCCGCCUCGAGUGCAGGUGCCAAUGCUGGAGCUGCUGCUGGAGUCACGCCCAAGAGUCAGCAGCAACAGCAGCAGCCGCAGACUGCCGCUUCGAAAAAUGGCAAAUCUCCAGGAAAAACUCCUGGCAGACGUCGAAAAGGACGCAACAAGUGCAGGAAACGGAAGUAGAGGUUUAGUUUUAUGUAUAAGUUUUUCUAAAUACAUUUCUGCAUUUACUAUACAUAUGUACAUUACGAGAUAUGUAUGUAUGUAUGUUUGUUGAUGCACCGCCAUUCCAGAAUUGAACAGAAUUUGUUCUUCACGGGAGACAUCCAAAAAUACGACAAACGGCUUUGGCUUGGCAGCUUCUUAAGUUUUAUUGAUCAUUUUUCGGAUCAUUUUAAUAAUAAAAAAACCAUUUUGUUCAUAUGAUUAAUGUUCUGCAAGUCCUUGACACAGCAAGGACGUCAGCAAACGUGUAUGCAUUAUAAGUAAUAUAAUGUUCUGAUAUAUAUAUAUGAUAGUUGUAUAACAAAAACGUACUCAUUCAAUAA